AUGGCAGCAGUGAGCUCGGUCUCUGUUCUGCCCCUCGCGCCGCGGAGGCCUCUUCCGCUGAGGCGUGCCGCUAGGAAUGUGUUGGAGGGAGGAGGGAGAAGGGCUUCGAGUCCCCUGCUCCUCGCGAGGUAUGGGCUGCGGCGCGGGCGCCCGGCUGCUGCUGCCGUGGCCGGCGAAGCGGAGUUGCCCCUCGAAGAGGCGGAGGCCGCGAUGAGGGUGGCCGCCGACGACGACAGCAUCACGGCCACGGUGGUGUCCGUGCUGCUCACGGUUGCGUUCGUCGGCCUCUCCCUCCUCACCCUCGGGGUGAUCUACCUGUCCGUACAGGACUUCUUGCAGAAGAGGGAAAAGGAGAAGUUUGAGAAGGAGGAGGCUGAGAGGCAGAAAGAGGAGGCGAGGAAGAAGAGGGCUAAGUCCAGGCAGAAGAGAAGAAAUUAUUGA
Messenger RNA from Miscanthus lutarioriparius, 441 nucleotides. The record is from the annotation of a GenBank genome assembly. NCBI's taxonomy places the organism in Eukaryota, Viridiplantae, Streptophyta, Magnoliopsida, Poales, Poaceae.